AUGGAGCGAGUUCGCGUCAACCCGGUUGUCCCCGGGUUUUCCCCCGAUCCUUCUCUUGUUUAUGUGGACGGCACCUACUUUCUUGUUAAUUCGACCUUCCACAUGUACCCCGGAUUGCCAGUCUACGCCUCCAAGGACUUGAGGGAAUGGAAGCAUAUUGGAAAUGCACUUGACGGGCCUCGACGGAUGACUCUACAACAGUCCAUGACCAAACUAGUCGGCCCCGAGGCUCCGGAUGAGAGAAUAGCUGCCCAGGGUGGCCUGAUGGCUCCCUCGAUCAGAUACCACAGGGGGACCUUUUAUAUCGUCUGCACUAAUGUUUUCCACAGACCACCCUUCCUACCCAACGGUCGCGAGUAUCAAAACUUCAUCCUGUCUACUACAGAUAUCUGGGCGGAUGAGUGGAGCAACCCGGUCUUUUAUGACUUUAAUGGAAUUGACACCAGCCUGUUCUGGGAUGAUGACGGGCAGGUUUAUGUUCUUGGUGCCGCGGGUCCUGGCCCCGAGAGCCGGAUUAUGCAAUUCCAGAUUGAUCUCCACACUGGGGCCAAGCUAUCCGAGGAGAAGCUGCUCUGGGAUGGGAUCACAAAGGUCUUCCCCGAGGGUCCGCACAUGUACAAGAAGGACGGGUGGUACUACCUUCUAAUUGCCGAAGGGGGUUGCUUUGCUGAUCAUCAUAGCAUCAUGGCCCGGUCGCGAGAUAUCUGGGGUCCCUACGAGGUGAACCCGGCGAACCCCGUGCUCCCCAAGGCAGACCCUACCGGUUAUGUCCAGUACACGAGCCACGGGGACCUUUUCCAAGAGGCUGAUACUGGCGAAUGGUACUUUGUGUGCUUGGGGGUUAGAAAGAACAAUGGCCGAUUUAUCAUGGGCCGCGAAUCGGUCCUCACCACAGCAACAUGGCCUGAGGGGGAAUUCCCCGUAAUCGACCCCGUGCGGAUUGAUGUGCCCCUGUCACUGCCCCUCGCCACCACCAAGAAGCAGGGGUUACCAUUCGAAUGGCCUGUCAAGAGAAGGCUGGACCGCCCACAUGUCGCCUACCUGCGCAUCCGCGAUCCUGUCGAGGAAAACUACCAAUACGACGGAAAUACUGUCAGUUUGACAUCGAGCAAAGCGGACCUAGACCAAUCCAAGGAGCCUGUGACUUUUACUGGGAAGCGGCAGAGGUUGCUGGAUGGCUCAGCGUCGGCGACCCUCGAGUCACUUGGCGAACUGGGUACAGCACGUUCAGCAUUCAAGACGGGGCUCUGUUACUACAAGGACGAAUAUCGGUUCGUCCGUGUUUACCCAGACAUAGACUCUCAGGAGAUCUUCUGGGAGAUGGUCAACAAGGCCAGGGGGAUCGAACGGAGAACCUCUCGCAGCGAGCGUGCGCUCGGCCAAGCCGCGAACAUUACCUUUGGAAUUGACUAUACCGAGUUGGAAUUCACGUUCUGGUAUUCGAUUGACACGAAAGCGAAGCGGGAGCUCGCCAGGAUGGAUAGUCUGGACAUGACUGGGCACGACUUUGUGGGCCCCGUGAUUGGCAUCUACGCCGUCGGCGCCGAGUCACGCAAGGUACGGUUCGCGAAUUUCCAAGUAGAGGGGGUGUAA
Messenger RNA from Aspergillus calidoustus, 1593 nucleotides. The record is from the annotation of a GenBank genome assembly. NCBI's taxonomy places the organism in Eukaryota, Fungi, Ascomycota, Eurotiomycetes, Eurotiales, Aspergillaceae.